CGGAAUUUGAAGAACUUUUCCACGUCACUUUGUUCAUGCGAUUUGGCGCAUGCAGGGUUCCUCAUUAACGAGAUUUCUUUUAAAGUGUUCAGUGGAUUGCUUUGCAAGAUAGGCUGUCGCUCCGCACUCGCUUUUCGCAGCCGGUCGUGCAGCUUUUAACAGCCGAGCUGUUUAAGCUCUUCAUUGCGCGGCGUAGCGUAGACCAGAAAUGUGGGCCGAUCCUGGAGGCAGUGCAGAAAGGGUCCGAUCGCAAUGGCACAUGCCCCUGUGAACUAGCGAAGCUGUUCAAGCUCGAUGAUGGUCCGUCGAGGGUACGCCGCAAAACCUCCGCCUGGCGAUGACGUCACCAUGCGUCGCCUAGCAACGCUUCGCCCCAGCUGCACCAACCGCGCCGAGCCUCGCCACAGCUGCGUGAGCCGUGACGUCAUCGCGCGCCCCGCAUCGUUUCGCCUUAGUUUUGCCGACCCAUGACGUCAUCGCGCCGUGAGGAGUGGUUGCCGCGGCUGUGCAGAGGUGGCGCUAAGCCGUGACAUCAUUGCGCUGACUCAGCGGAUAUAUAGCUCCGCGUCGCCGCCGCGGCCACACAAAAGGCCCGCCGUCUCCGCGCCGAGUACAUCACCGCGAAGAUGGGGCGGCCGAAAAAGAGCGUCACUCCCGAAGAAGAGGAAGCGCGGAGAGAAAGCCGCCGCGCCGCUACUCGAAAGCGCGUGAGACGACUUCGGUCCAAUCCCGAGUAUCGCGCCACCGAAGCGGCGGUGAAACGUCGGCGCUUCGCAGAAGAUCCUGAGUUAUGAGCCGGCGAAACCGAUAAAAAGCGUUUGAGCGUCCAGAAGCGUCCAGAUACUUUCAUGACCAGUGUUCGUUGCUUCUUGGGCUGUCGAUAAUUCCGGGGUGAUCUUGCGCAAAACGUUGCCGAGUCUCGAAGCAUAACCUCACAAAAUCUUGGCCGAACCGAGAUAAAGCUAGUUUGUGUGAUCGCUGUCUGCCCAGUCUUCGCACCACUAGUGUGAAGCUGCCCUUAAUUUUUUCUUGAUAUUGUCGGCAUUCCCAAAUAGUUGCGAAUCGAAGCGCGCCUUUCCGAGAUUUCGCCAAGUGCGCACCACGGCAACUUUUGCCUGCAGCCCGUCUAAAGUGGGUUGCGCAAAUAACCCCUCAAUAUUCAGGCUAAACCUAUACCUAAGGAGGCAGGAAACGGCCACAACAACAUUACCUCUCCCAAGUGGGAGUUUCAAAACGGGGACGUAGCUCUUUUGCCCAAUUCAAUGAAGCCUCAUGGUGCCUAAAUUUCCCCCCCGCGAUGCAAAAAAAAAAAGUCUGUUUUCUAGUCUCAAUCAUGUUACCCCAGCUGCUUGCGCAGCCACCAUUCAUGAAGACAGGGAGGGCUAAACAAUGCGAGUUGCAGCCAUUGUUCGAGUAAGCUCGCCAACAAACAGUGUUCGCAUACCCGCAGCAUGCCCUGCAGCGUCUGUCGGCCGGCGCUUGGACGCCCUAUGCCGCAUACAAACCACGUGAUCGGCGUUAGUAAUUGAGAAGGCAGGCUGUGCAGGGGAAAAAAGAUGCGAUACUCUGAACUUUGUUUUACUUGGACGAUGCUAGUAUAAAUACGCCGAAGUAAAAAGACUUCUUAGAGGUUGAUUUUGCUUGCAUGAAUUAAAACAUUCGAAUUGCAGUUAGACAAAAUUGUACGCGGGGUUGGAUCCAAAAUUACUCUCGCACCGUUCUCUUCCCCGAAUGAGACUAUAGUAAAAGAAAAAGAAAAACAUCAUGCGGGCAAUCAACAGAAUACAAUCGAACAAAUUCAGAAUUCGCAGGUGAGCUGUCUCAGAUCCCCUGGCAGUCUGUAAAACAGUCGGUAUUGCAGAGAUGGCGACUUCAAUUUCUGCACAUGAGUGAAUGCAGCCGCACGAGUUUCUUAUAGCGUUCACCCUCGUUGGAAGCACCAUGCGCAAAGCGUUGUUUUCUGAGUCAGACAUGGCGGCACGCGGACGCGCUUUUGCUGCACGACCAGAGAUGACGUCGAAGUCAGGAUUUCUUUCUCGAGAAGUCAUGUUGCCCCUCAAGAAUCGACUGUCGGCCAGGGCCAUCAACGCCGUGCUCCUGGUGAUGUGCCUGUCCCUGGGCCUGGUCAUCAUCACCGGGUUCUCGUGCCGCAGCUUCCGGUACGAGGUGCGGAUCUCCGAGACGAAGGAUUCCCCGCUGAUAGCCUUUGGGCUGUUGAGCGUCUCGUCGCACAGAGAUUCGACGGAAGCGCCCCCUGUACCGAGAACCCAGGCAAACCCAUCCUCCGCAGCCGCGAAGACUUUCGACCCUACAAUGUUGAUUGGCAAUGAUGAUGUACACGUCGAGCGACUUGCCAGGUUGGAGGCCACGAUCGCAGGGAUGCGCGACUUCUUGGUGCGUCAUCUGUCGUCAUCCCCCGGUCGUGGAAACGACAACCGAGCAGCUGCGACUCUCAUCAAGGCACGGGAGUACCUCAGGGUCAUGGAGGCAGAUGUAGCAGUUAUCAGAGAGACAGACCAAGCUAUCAGAAAAAGUGUGAAGAAAAUGCAGAGACUGCGGGACUUCGUCCGGAAAGGAAUUGAACGGCUUCAGAAUCCGGCUGACUGCAAAUCAGCACCCAAGCUGCAAUGCCUCCUGGACAACCCAUGGGGCUUUUCAGCCGGUGUGCAUGACGUGCUGUGGUGCUUUGUGGCAGCCUUGCAAAUGGGGCGCACAUUGAUUCUCAACAGUACGGCCUGGCACUACGCUCCCGGCGAAAAUGGCUGGUCGCAGGUGUUCCAACCCGUUGCGGGUCGGUCCUGCAAUGGUGCUGGCUCUGAGAACAUGAUCGUCACUGGCUACCCGGGAUAUGACUCCAGCGUUAAGGAGCGUAGCAAAAUUCUUGACCUGCCAGCGUCUAUAGUGAAGGAUUUGGCGGCAAACCAUCGGGAACCCUAUGCCUGGUGGUAUGGCGAGAUUAUGGCUUACGUUCUGCGGCUGCAGGAUUCGUCACGACAGCUAGUAGAAGACUUCAAGAAGAAUAAUGGUUACAAGCAUCCUAUUGUAGCGAUGCAUAUUCGGCGCACGGACAAGAAGCGGGAAGCUGCUUUCCAUCUCGUGGAAGAGUACAUGCAACACGCCGAAGAGUUCUACAGCGCCCUCGCGCUCAAGGGAGUGGCUGCCCAGAAGCGUGUAUUCGUCGCUACUGAUGACCCUUCGGUCAUUAGUGCAAUAAAAUCGAAGUUUCCAAGCUACCUGGUUAUCUCCAAUCAGCGUUCUGCAAGUGAGGCCUUCGACAUGAAAACUCGAACUAAAAGCUCGGCACUAAGUGGGAUGCUCAUCGACAUUCACCUUCUCGCUGAGUCGGACUACAUAGUGUGCGCCUUCUCUUCUGGUUUCUGCCGUGUCGCCUACGAGCUGAUGCAAGCCCGGCAUGCCGAAGCCGGUGCUGACGCAAGCGGAAAGGCUGUGUCGGUGGACGUUGAGUACUUCUACGCGUACGUGCCUUUCCCACCUCGCCGAACGUUGUACCACAAUGAACGUGUUUUUGGCAAUGAGCUGCAGUGGAAGGCUCCAGGCGCCCUAGUGGAGAGACCCGAUACGGAGGCAUCACUGCAUGAGGCACUCGAAAAGAAGUAUGCGGAUGGUUUCAACACGGGCCGUCUUGUAGGCUCCAAAGUGGACGGCAACUCGAUGGUAUUUCCACGUUUCAAGACGGUGCCGACAUAUUCCGUAGCACCGUACGCUUCUUUCAACCACACCUGACAGUAGUCGUACAUGUGUAAAUGAGAACGGGAAGUGUGCAGAGUGAUGACAGCAACACGGCUCUUCUCCUUUGAGAUUGAGCUGCGUUAGGUUUGUUUUCUCUGUUGAGUGCUACGUUUAGCUAAAAUACAUUGCCAUGAUUCAACAUGAUGUGGAUGAACUCCGCAAUAUGCCGUGGCACUUGUACUGACGCCAGGAAGGAAGUUUGGGCCGAUUUUGUGGAGUAAAAUGUUUAGGAGUUGAACGUAACCAUACUGCUGCUAGGGUGGACUAGAGCAUGCUGAUGUUGAGGAUUCUGCAGUAUGUUGACAGUGAAUGUAUAGAUUUGAUGCCUAAAGAUGCCACCUAAGUGCUAUUGUUCAGUGGCGGUAUAGGAGUGCUUUCUGUGAUACCCGAGGGGAGUUUGACACUGGAAUGGGUGUGAAGCGUUUUGCAACGCUUAUUGUCUGUCAUGAAGAGAUGCCUGUAAGUACCAGCUUUGCAGUGCCGCGAGCGUUGGUGCAUCAGAUCAGUUUCGUCGUGAGGCGAAGUUCAGUUAGCUGCGAAGGAACGCUGUAGAGCAGCAUGUGAUGCUUUCGCAUCAGCGUGUUUGGUCUUAUUGAAGCUUUUUAAAGUGUGGUUGCUGCGAGUGAAUGGGCCAGUGAGAUAUUAUGGAGGCGAGGUAUGUUACUUUCGCCGAGGUAUCACUGCAUAUACUACAGCUCCGUUGAGUGGGAGAAUUGUCUGUUCUUUUUAUAUGUGCAAGUGCUGGUUGUAGAAUUUUGGAAAGACAUAGAAUUUGCAACACUAUGGAUGGGAAUGCCUGAUUUGCUUUCUAAACCAUUAAAUUCUGUUAUUUUAUUUGAUAUGAAACAAAGAUGCAUUUACCAAAUGCUGCUUACUUAGUAGCUUGACGAGGUUAUUUCCGUCGAUGCGAAGGCAACCACCCGUGUACAAGGAAUUUCUACAGGCAGGGUUGUUUGAUUUAUGUUCAUAGAGCAUUUUAUACAUUUCAAGAUGGAUGCAGGACCUAAAGACGCAUGGUACUUGGCGGGCGCUCCUGUACCUGCAAUGCACACUUGCACUUUGCAUAACAUGAUUCGCACUAAGUUCAUAGCGCAGCACUAUAAUUUUCUUUUUUUGUUAGAAAACCUGUACCAAACAAAAUUGGUUCAUACACCGCAUUAUAACAAUCCUACCAAACAAUAACUAAUCGCUACAAAAUAAGUUUUAGUGUAUUAUACACAAUGACAAAUUGCCACGUACAGUAUUAAAAAGGAAUACACCUAAAAAGGGACAGAAUUACUGUAGCUUAUGAAUUAUAUGCAGAAUUUCUUCAUGUUCAAACAAAGCGAACAAGGGCAAACAAAAUUUUAAGCGGUCUAUCUUUAUUACAUAUAUGCUACCAGUGCACUUGUAGCGAAGCCUUCGCGAUAAGCAAAACAAGAUCAUUUAUACUAGAUUUCUUGCAGUGAAAUGAAAAGGUUCAAGGAAACACAUCCUUCAACACUCUAAAGUGCUUAGCAUGCACUAGGAAGGGAUACUCGCGCUCUUUCAGUGAGCGUCAUUCGAAUAAACAGGUGUCCGCAUUCAUAGUAAUGCCCUCGUGGCAAGGAGUAUUUUCGCAUAUACAGGCAGUAACAAGUGAGAAGUAGCUUGCUGUAUAUAAUGUUCCCCGAGUAUAUAACAUACUCGGGGAACAUACAUCCAGGCCGUCGAAGUAUAUGCUCUACGUAAACAGUGAAAAAGUAUGAAGUGAACUUGCAACCUGAGGCCAUACUGAUACUGAGAGCAAAUACACUGGCGUCUAUAACUGUCGAAUCAUUUUUCCAAAAUACUUAACUUGCAUUUUUGAAACAUUGCACCACAAUUGCAACGAGAAGUGUUUCAAUGUGUUUGUGGUGCAGUUUAAAUAUCGUUAUUUGUGUCAGUGCUCUACUUUUGAUGCACUAUGUUGGCAUGCAGAAGUCGAUUUUUUGUAUCUGCAUGAAACUGGCCUUCAUGCUUACAUUUAAAUUAAUCCUAAAGUUAUGCUACGUGACAAUCCAAGCGAAUAAAAAGAACUAAACACACAAAGCCUGAAAGGGUUAUAGCUUUGAAGGAAACAAAUCUAUGCGAUCUGUAUAAAAACAACUGUUAGCAUAAGUAACCUUGAGACAAGUUUUUCUCAACUUUCUCCAUUACAAUCUAAGCCGCGGUGGGAGGAUGACAGACCAGUAUGUCACAGCAUGUCAGUUCUUUCUUGUGAUGAAGUGCCGGCGUGAAGCACAGUUGUGUAUCUUGAUGGCAGGAAAGAAGCAAACUGCGUAAACUCUGCAUGCUCCUUAACACACUGCAAACUCAAGCCUCCAGCAGUUGUGUCUGAGGCUAAGGAAAGGGAAUUUUUCCGGCUGCUAAUAAUGCCUCGUAGCUUUUGAAAUUCUUAAUGCCCUGUAAAGCAAAAUUUACCCAUUUGUUCGUGGUUAGCUAUGUACCGUAUUUGCCGCAGUCUAAUGCGCUCUUUUUUUUUACGUAUAGGCAAAAGUAUGACAUGUAUCUUAGAAUAGAGUCUGAAGCAAAAACUACAAUAAAUUGUUUCAACCAUCGCCCUGCCCUCCCGCCCUAUUAUUCUAAAAUCCCACCUUUAAAUUUUUGUGUUCUUUGCCGUACUGCGGCUUCCGAAAGUUAUUGUUAGCACCCGGAGAAACUCAUAAUUAGAGACCACCUAUAAGCAAUCUUUAAAUCGCACUUCUAGAGACCUCCGAGAUUCACAUUCUUUUUUUGAGUAAAAACACUUUGUUAUUUAUAUCUAUUAAAAUCAGAACCUGGUUAGAAAACCAUUCAAAGUGCUCAUUUUAAAAAUGUACUUGACCAAUUUUAUAUAUAUUUUUUUCAAUAUGAAAUAUGGGGGCGCAUGUUACAACGGAGGCAAUUAAAUUCUCCAUUGCUGGACAUGAAAAAGAUGUGUGUUACAAUCAAGGGCGCAUUAGAAUGGAGUAAUGAUGUGACUGCUAGAAAAUUCUUGAGCUAAUUCUAAGUGGAACUUCCAGAAACCACACCUUUAAGUGGCGUUUACUGUAAGAAUUGCGAGAUAGUGGGAAUGUCUCAAGGUUAAUAAGUGCACGUUAUGAGUGAAAGUGGUUGCUCGUUUUAUUAAAAGCUCCUCCGGCAAUGAGUGGUAAAUCUGUGGUUAGCAGAGAUAGCUGGGAAAUACAAAUGUUUGGUUCAGUAGUUUAUUAACAUGGAACACUUGAAGGUGAGUUAACCUGUAACCUGUUAUGGAGUGAUUAUAAGCCAUACAACAGUGUUACUUCUGGCCUGCCAUUGUUUUAAUUAAUAUGGCCCUUGUCAUAAUUAACGAGUAGGCUUUCGCACGCCACAUUCGCAACCUGGAAACAAUAUCCUGAUGUGUACUCUGCCUGCUGCCGGAUUUCAUUAUGUACUAUUUAAAGGCAGGUGUCCUUGCAUUCAUCCGCAUAACGUCAGCAUUUGAGUGGUAGAUGUGUUGGAAGUUACUGAAUGAGAACUCGAUCGAACUCUAGGAAAUACAGACAUAUUAUGAAAGAAGUGCACAUCACUAUCUGUAUUUAUGCUGCGAAUAUUAUAUUGGGAAGAAAGUAUACUAGUGGGACUUCGCUUAUGCCUAUAUACAUUGUAUAGAACAUGUGUUGUACACUUGUGCCUUUAUUUGUGCCUUUUCAUUCAUUGUGUGCUGUGAAAUGGUGUCAUUGUAUUCUUCCUGGCAAAAUAGUUGUGCUGUUUGUAGAAUGAUUUUCAAAAGAUUCUUUUUAGUGCGGCCUAAAUAUAUACGCAGGUUAUGAAUUCUAGUCAGUGGUAUGUUAUCCUAUAGACAGAGUGCUCUUAUUAUGUUUAGUUUAUUCUAGAUUGUCAUUCAGCUGGAGGCUCUUCUGAUGCCAUAUCAGCUAUAUUUUCCCAAUAAGAUGCGUGACAGUCGUAGGAACUUAGAAAGUUUAGUCUUGGAGCGUUUCGAUGUAUACAGUAUGGGUGUUCGCAAAAUGCAAAACAUUGUGACAUUUUGCUUUGGUAUUAUUUCGUUGAAAGUUUACACAUGGAAAUAGUAGAUAAACUUAUUUAUUGUAAAAAAUGGUAAGUUGAUUGACAAACAGCUAUUAUGAGGAUGACCUGCAAUGUGAAAUAGUUAAUCAACUGGGAGCAUUUUCAUUUUGACGUUCAUACAUAUGCAUGUGUCAUUUAUAUACUCCAGGCCACAGCAAGUUGCACGGCAAUGGCUGCGUUGCAUUCACAAGAUCUCGCGUGACAGUUGUGUUCUUCUUUUCUAUAUGUGGUUCUAAUAAUUCUGAUUGUAUCACAAGGACUGGGUGAUAUACGAGGUCGGUGAGAAAAGUAUCCGACCUUUAGCCGAAGAAAAAACACUGGCAUAGCUGGAGCGUUGGAAACCUUAUCACCCUCAAAGUAGUCUCCUUGGGACUCCACACACUUAUCCCAGCGGUGCUGCCAUUGUUGGAAGCAUUCAGAGAAAACCUCUUUCGGAAUGAAGUUUAGCUCAGCUGUCGUUGCAGCCAUAAUGUUCUCUCUUGUCUGAAAUCGCGCUCCUUUCAAUGGCCUCUUGAUUUUGGGAAACAGCCAGAAGUCGCAGGGGGCCAUAUCAGGAGAGUAAGGAGCCUGUUGAACUACAGGAGUCUUGUUUUUCGCCAAAGAAGUUUGAAUCAAGUGCGAGGAAUGUGCAGGAGCAUUGUCGUGAUGGAUGCACCAAUUACCGACGAGAGCACUGCACCCUACCUCACUCAAACGCUGCGUCCCAGCGACAGACGCUAUCGGCAGGUGGGAAAAAAUUCACGCAUGCGCACGAAGGUUCAAGGUCGGCUAAUGCAAGCGCGCUUGUUUCAUAUCCAUGAGGUGUUCGCAAAAAAAUAAGCUCGGUUACUUUUCUAACAGACCUCGUAUGGUUUGCACUAUCCAGAAACCUAACGAAGUAACCGAUAAUAACAAGUGACUGAACAAACUUAAAUGAUAUAUUACGCCACCAUCGUAUAUUUCACGCAGAAGGAACCAUGACUUGAAACUUUACGAACUUCCUUUUAAAGGUGAUGCCUUGCGAUACUCAUUUUCUUUUGUCAAACAACGAAGGACUGGAACUCUCUUCCGUCAAAUAUUGUAGGUAUUGAAUCCAAUGAUGAAUUUUACCGCGCCUUGUGUGUUUCAAUUGAAAAACAAUUUUUGACGCAAUAUAACACCCCCUGCUGUAAUGCCUGCGAAGGCGAUGCAGGUGCUUAAUAAAUAAAAUAAAUAAAUAAAUGUAGGCAAGCAUUGUUUGUGGGUAGUGAAAAUAUAUUUCGUCACGCUGGAUGUUCGUUCUAAGAACACUAGGGAGAAUAUAUCGCUUUUCAGCAUACACAUGUGAAGGCCACAUGUCUGCUUUGUCAUGGCUUCAAGCCAUGCCUUUAAGGUACUAUUUAUGAAACUCGUUUUUCUUUCUAAGGUACAUUAUUCUCAUAAAGUGAGCCAGUGCUGUGACAUUUAAUGCUCCUGGAAUAAUUUUUGUUCGGAAGAAUUGAGAUCAACUUGUCAAGCUCCUACUAUAACUUGUCAAAAUGUUGAAUUUCACUAUUGGUGAAAGACUGCUCCUUUGCAGAUUGUUAUUGCUGCUGCUAUUGAAGACUGCUGCUUUCUGAAGGUUGUUAGCUAAAUAAGGCAGCACCUGUCCUCUUUGUGACUUGAUGGAUACUUGUAACGCAGAGUUAUAUCAAAAUGUCAAAUUAAUUUCUCAUUUUGUAACCUGCAACCAAAAUAUUCAAAUCAGUGUAUUACAUCCUACCAAACAGCCUCACCUCUGAGUCCCCAACACAAGUGUCAGUUACAGGUCAGACAUUCAGGGGAGGCCCCUAGCUGCUACAAAGAAUCCUUCAUCUAUUCUCCAUUCCUCUGGGGUCAAUAUCUUUCUAUAGUAACCACAGAUACAUAUGAAAAGGAGGGGAGCCAUUGGUGCAGCAAGAACGAGUGUGCCAAAGUUGGACAACACGUGCAAGUAGCGAUGGCUUAUAGGAAGCUCACAGCACAAGCACAUCUGCACAAUGCAGGAGCAGUCAGAAAAAGAAGCGGAAUUAGAAUUAUGCCAGACAUCGCUCAAAAAAUUUCUUCUACCGUCCUCCAGGCUGCGAAUCACAGGGCGUAUAUUGAAUUACAGGCAAACCAUGAGCGACCAAUUUGUUGAUCUCUAUACAUCUCCGCGUGCAUCUCCGCCUCUACAUCUCAGUCGAUAGAAUAAGUAAAUAAGAGCCGUCUCUAUUGUGCAUGUAUACACAUUCUCUUUGAAGUACAUUUGUUUUUAGUUUCACACUGUAUUACAUAACUUUGUGUGUAGCAUCGGGCGUUAGAUUCCCACAUAACCUUCGACUGAAGCAGCAUGUGCUCAGGGUUCAAGACAGGGAGUACGUAGUGCCUGUCUUGCACAAAUGUUUUCCACUUUGUGCACCGUCUCAUAUUAAUAUCAAUUGUACAUAUUUUCUUCGAGACAUCAUGCGAUGUCGCUUGUUGCAAAGUUGUUAUUGUGUUUCGACGAGUAGUGUAGCGAAGAUGACGUUAUUUUGUUUGAGCUUCGGCUGUUUGGCAAGGUGGCUAAUUCUUUGUCACAGAAUGCAGUGACGCUCAUUGUAUCUGCUGUGCUGUUGAGAUGUUUUUAUUUACUUUCAUUACAACCACCAGCCUAGACUACAGUAACACGUCAGGUGUGAUAUCUGCUGUGAAGUGCUCUUCCAGGCAUUGUGUGCCACUGCUUUCGCAAUAAAAUGUUUGUGUUUGAACU
Messenger RNA from Dermacentor silvarum, 10486 nucleotides. RefSeq names its product alpha-(1,6)-fucosyltransferase. The transcript has 10 exons. Bases 1894 to 3744 code for a protein of 616 amino acids. The record is from RefSeq and is a predicted model, not a curated record. Gene Ontology annotation, biological process: protein N-linked glycosylation. NCBI's taxonomy places the organism in Eukaryota, Metazoa, Arthropoda, Arachnida, Ixodida, Ixodidae. Gene Ontology annotation, molecular function: alpha-(1->6)-fucosyltransferase activity.